AUGUUUGAUGGAACAGAUCUAAUAUCGAUAUACGGUGGCAAGUUUCCUGACGAAAAUUUUACUAUGAAAUUUAAUCAGUCUGGUUUAUUGCCGAUGGCAAACUGUGGGAGAGAUUCAAAUGGAUGUCAAUUUUUUAUUACUUGCACAAACUGUGAAUUUUCGGAUGGAACACAUGUCGUAUUUGGUCGUGUUAUCGAAGGAAUGUCAGUUGUACGAAAAAUAGGUAAUGUACCCGUAGGGGUAACUAAUAUACCUGAAAUUCCUGUUGUCGUAUCCCGUUGUGGUGAUUUUGUUUAA
Messenger RNA from Didymodactylos carnosus, 297 nucleotides. The record is from the annotation of a GenBank genome assembly. Lineage: Eukaryota; Metazoa; Rotifera; Eurotatoria; Philodinida; Philodinidae.